CAAAUUCUAAUCCCUCACCUGUGUGUGGGCCCGCUGUAAAGACUGACCGUAACACCUCAAACGACCUUCAGAGGGUGAGUUUAUGCUCUUAUGCUGCGUGUUACAGAAAUAUGAUACGGCCGUGCCUACACGGUCCGGGAUAUGCACCAAUAUCAUUGGGGAAUGGCCUGGAUUCGAUGGAUUGGGUUUGGAUGAGUUGGAUCACACCUACUUUGUUCCAAAUAUCAGUCACUCGAGAUCGGUCGCUGAACUCGCUUUUUCCACCCGCAGAACUCAUCAAGGAGCCGAACGACGGCAGAUUCCUCUCUAAGACAAAAUGGCAUCUACAGCAAAGGCCGUCCAGACAUUCGGCAAAAAGAAGACUGCUACUGCAGGCCGUGGCAUCAUUCGCGUGAACGGCUCUCCUAUCAACCUUGUCCAGCCCGAGAUUCUCCGCUUCAAGAUCUACGAGCCCGUACUUGUAGCUGGUGAAGAUUCAUUCGCACCACUUGAUAUCCGUGUGCGCGCCAAGGGUGGUGGACACACGUCGCAGGUGUACGCUAUCCGUCAGGCUAUUGCUAAGGCUCUUGUCGCAUACUACGCCAAAUACAUCGAUGCAUACAGCGCAAUGGAGUUAAAGAAAAAGUUGGUGGCGUAUGACAGGACGCUGUUGAUCGCAGAUCCCAGACGGAUGGAGCCGAAAAAGUUUGGUGGUGCUGGUGCUCGUGCUCGCAGGCAAAAGAGUUACCGGUGAAGAGACUUUUUGGUGCAUAUCUUUUUAUCAUGUUACUCCUUUGCUUUUCAACAAUGCCAUGAUAGCACGCGUGCAACUAUGAUUAUGAAUCUGGAGUUUCUCCUGUGCAUGAGACGUUAAACUUGAAGCACUAUUCUU
Messenger RNA from Suillus paluster, 871 nucleotides. RefSeq names its product ribosomal protein S5 domain 2-type protein. Gene Ontology annotation, molecular function: RNA binding; structural constituent of ribosome. The record is from RefSeq and is a predicted model, not a curated record. The coding region runs from base 317 to 733 and encodes 138 amino acids. Gene Ontology annotation, biological process: maturation of SSU-rRNA from tricistronic rRNA transcript (SSU-rRNA, 5.8S rRNA, LSU-rRNA); translation. NCBI's taxonomy places the organism in Eukaryota, Fungi, Basidiomycota, Agaricomycetes, Boletales, Suillaceae. The transcript is spliced from 4 exons. Gene Ontology annotation, cellular component: ribosome; cytosolic small ribosomal subunit.